AUGGGGAACCAUGUCGGGGUGAAUUUCAAUAGUCUACAAUCUGAUUUUGAAGGACAUGUCCUGUUUUACAAAAGGGAGCAGAAGGAGGAAUUGUUACUCCAAACGGGAGAACCCGUCAAAGCGGAUAUAUUAUAUGAUGGAAACACAAAAUUACUGAACAUAACGGUCUACCUUGCGGAAAUGACUCCUAGUCCGGUGAGGCCAAUGAUCUCGCGACCGGUUCCGAAGUUGUCCAAGAUCAUUGAAGAAGAGAUGUACGUCGGUUUCACGGCAGCAACCGGGAACGGUGAACGUUCAAGUGCGCACUAUAUCAUGGGGUGGAGUUUUUCCAGUGGCGGAGAACAUCCUGUGGCAGCUAAGCUCAAUCUCUCCGACCUUCUUCAUCCGCCUACGAAUACGUCAGAGAAGAGUGCUUACAGUUCUAAGGAAAUUGGUCUGAUUGUUGCUAUAUCGGCAGUUACGCUGAUAUUCAUUGUGUUACUAGUCUACUUCUUCAUCUACAAGAAGCGAGGAGAGACUCUAGAAGAUUGGGAAGUCAACCACCCCCACAGAAUGAGAUACAAAGAGCUGCAUUCUGCAACUGAUGGCUUCAGCGAGGAGCGGAUUAUCGGAUACGGAGGGUUUGGAACCGUCUUCAGAGGAAGCCUCUCUACAUCUCUGUCUGAUCGAAUCGCAGUCAAGAAGAUAACUGAGGGUAGCGAGCAGGGUAUAAGAGAAUUUGUUGCAGAGAUCGAGAGCCUAGGAAGAUUAAGCCAUAAGUGUUGGGAAAGUUAG
Molecule: messenger RNA, 774 nt
Organism: Brassica napus (rape)
Lineage: Eukaryota; Viridiplantae; Streptophyta; Magnoliopsida; Brassicales; Brassicaceae
Product: lectin-domain containing receptor kinase VI.3-like
Exons: 1
Coding region: 1-774 (257 amino acids)
Biological process (GO): protein phosphorylation
Cellular component (GO): plasma membrane
Molecular function (GO): ATP binding; carbohydrate binding; protein kinase activity
Source: RefSeq, a predicted model, not a curated record